Aspergillus aculeatus ATCC 16872 is the source of this 2834-nucleotide messenger RNA. Its product is annotated as mitochondrial elongation factor MEF2. Gene Ontology annotation, molecular function: GTP binding; GTPase activity. Bases 123 to 2834 code for a protein of 903 amino acids. Gene Ontology annotation, biological process: mitochondrial translation; ribosome disassembly. The transcript is spliced from 2 exons. The record is from RefSeq and is a predicted model, not a curated record. Lineage: Eukaryota; Fungi; Ascomycota; Eurotiomycetes; Eurotiales; Aspergillaceae. Gene Ontology annotation, cellular component: mitochondrion.
CCAUUGUCGAUCCAAAACAGCUCAGACUGAGCACCUUGUUUGGCCCUUUCUACAGAGUCAUGGUCCACAGUCUAUAAUUCAACUCAGAUUGACAAGCGCUCUGUGGGCAAGCACCGUCCCUGAUGGUUGCAGCACUUCUGUUGCGCGCCUCUCACCCGGCGGCGCGGCCAAUUGCUCUACAACAGGGGCAAGCAUUGACCAGUCGCUUGGGAAACCCUGUGAUGCAAUGCACCCGGAAGUCAUCAUUUCCUCGGCUCCAGAGAUUCUCAAGCUCCGCCUUCCGAGGACAAGAGGAUACGCUUGACCGAACGAGAAAUAUCGGUAUCAUUGCCCACAUCGAUGCGGGCAAGACUACGACCACAGAGCGCAUGCUCUACUACAGUGGCUUCACCCGAAGAAUUGGAGACGUGGAUGAGGGCUCCACGGUGACCGACUUUCUGCCCGCUGAGCGGGCACGUGGAAUCACCAUUCAGUCUGCGGCUAUCACUUUCCACUGGCCACCCCAAACAGCAGCCGGGGAGGCGAACCAGUCGGACCUGCAAGCCCCUCGCUCUGCUCAUUCCCACAUUGUAAAUCUGAUUGACACGCCAGGGCAUGCCGACUUCACAUUCGAAGUUCUGCGCUCCCUGCGCAUCUUGGACGGCGCAGUGUGUAUCCUCGAUGGUGUGGCCGGUGUUGAGGCUCAAACGGAGAAGGUCUGGCACCAAGCCAGCACCUACCGCAUUCCCAGAAUUGUCUACAUCAACAAGCUAGAUCGAGAUGGCGCAGCGUUCGGCCGGACGGUCCGGGAGGUCGCAUCCCGGCUGGCAGGGUGGCCGGCUGUCUGUCAGAUUCCGUGGUUUGAAGGCGGGGACGGUCGUUUUGUCGGUGUGGCUGAUGUGAUCAAUCUUCAAGGUCUCCGGUGGGAGGACGGAGAUGGCAAAUCAGUCAAGAUGCUCAACCUGCAGCAGCUGGAGGCCGAGGAGGGUCGGCUAGCUCAGGAGCUCAAACGGGCAAGGACUGCUCUCGUCGAGCUGCUCAGUGAGUACGAUGAGCUCAUGGUCGAGCAAUUCUUCGAGCACGAUGAAGAUCACCUUGCUGUGCCUGCCAACGAGAUCCUGCAAAGCUUGCGUCGAUGCCUUCUCCAGGAGCAGGGCAGGAAGAUCAUCCCCGUGUUCGCCGGCGCCAGUUUCCGCAAUGUCGGUGUCCAACCUCUCCUCGACGCCGUCGUGAAUCUCCUGCCCAGUCCGGUCGAGACCCCGGAUCCCGAAAAGAAGUCGGUCGUGCAGACCGAAUCCCAGAACGCCAUCGAGAAGCUCCAAGGCUGUGCCUUAGCCUUCAAAGUGGUCAACGACGCCAAGCGCGGAGUGCUGGUCUACGUGCGUGUCUACGCGGGACGACUCGAUCGCAGCUGCGCGCUGUACAACACCAACCUGAAGGUAACCGAGCGGGCUCCCCGCCUGCUGAAGAUGUACGCCAACGACGCCGUGGAGGUCGACUCCAUCCCUGAGGGCCACAUCGGCGUGGUCGUGGGACUCAAACACGCCCGGACGGGCGACACGCUGGUCACCUACGCCACCAACCGACAGACACCCCCGGAACCGCUCGACACUCUUCAACUCCGACCCAUCAAGGUCCCUCCGCCCGUGUUCUUCGCCAGCGUCGAGCCCCACAGCCUCAGCGAGGAGAAGCGCAUCCACGAGGCCCUCGCCAUGCUCCUCCGCGAGGACCCGAGCCUGCACGUCACGGUCGACGAAGACAGCGGCCAGACGCUCCUCAGCGGGAUGGGUGAGCUGCACCUCGAGAUCGCGCGGGACCGGCUGAUCAACGAGCUCAAAGCCAAGGCCACCGUGGGCCGCAUCGAGAUCGGCUACCGGGAGUGUCCCACCGGCGACUCCGAGCCCGUCACCAAGAUCUUCGACAAGGAAGUCGCCGGCCGCAAGGGCAAAGCCGGAUGCACCGCAUCAGUCUCCGCGUUCGACCCGGACCUGGACGGCCUGCCCACCACCGACGCGGACACCCUCUUACUCGAAACCCAAGACGGCAACCAGAUCAUCAUCCAGGCCCCCGGCCUCCAGAUCACGCGCAACCGGAAGGGCAUCGAGGAGAGCGCGAUCCUGCCCGUCGGGCUCGACGUGGCCACGCUGCGCACCUCGCUGCUGAACGGCUGCAUCGCCGCCCUAGCCCGGGGCCCGCAGUUCUCGUUCCCCAUGCACAACACCCGCGUGCACCUCACGCUGGACGCGGCCUCGCACCUCUUCGGCACCGAGAGCACCCCGUCGGCCGUCGCCUCGGCCGCGCGCCUAGCCACCACCACCGCCCUCCGCUCCCUCCUCACCAAUCCCGGGACGGGCACCUCCCUCAUGGAACCGGUGAUGAACGUGAUCAUCAGCAUCGACGAAGCCAGCCUCGGCGCCGUCGUGCACGACAUCUCCUCCGCGCGGGGCGGCCACAUCAUCUCCCUGGACGAGGACAUCCCGCUCCCAUCCACGGACGCCGCAUCCUCUACCCUGUCAACAACAACAUCGGCAACAAACAUAAUCCCCUACGAAGACCUCCCGCCCAUCGACCCCAGCAAAGUCUACGCCCCGCCCGACCCCUUCGAAACCCCGACCAUCGCUCACCUCGGCACAAGCUCCAGCUCCUCUUCAGCCGCCGCUGCCCUACCGGAUACCGCUCACCGGCCCCGCACCAUCACCGCCAAGGUGCCCCUCAAGGAGAUGGUGGGCUACCUCAAGCACCUCCGCAGUCUGAGUGCCGGCCGCGGCACGUUCGUCAUGAGCGUCGAUCGGUUCGAGAAGAUGAGUGGCCCGCGUCAGAAGGCGGUGGUGUCCGAGUUGAGGGGUGGGUAUUAG